This is a messenger RNA of Priapulus caudatus, 2463 nucleotides long. Its product is annotated as trichohyalin-like. The record is from RefSeq and is a predicted model, not a curated record. Lineage: Eukaryota; Metazoa; Priapulida; Priapulimorpha; Priapulimorphida; Priapulidae. The transcript is spliced from 12 exons. The coding region runs from base 37 to 2463 and encodes 808 amino acids.
CAGCACAACCGCGACCUACAGGCCAAGGUGGAGGAGAUGGAGGCGCUGUCUCAGGAGCGUGCGCACCUGAUGACCCGCCUCGCAGAGCUGGAUCACGCCAUGCAGGAACUCGAGAACCAGUUCACGGCGAAGGAUGCGGAGCUGCAGGGGGCGCUAGCGGCGCGGCAGCAGCUGGAGAGGGCGCUGGAGAAGCUGCAUCGCGACCACGAGGAAGCUCUAGCGGACAAGCACGUGUUGCGGGAGCAGCUUAACGAGCAGCUGCUGAUGCUGGCGGAGCUUCGUGCGAGCACGGACGAGGCGCGGCACGGUCCGCCCCCCGCCGCCGCCGCUGCCGGCGCCAGACUCACCGAGCUUCAGGAGCAGGUGCAGGGACUGCAGGACACGAUCGCUAACAAGGAUAGACAAGCUCCCAUGGAACGGUCGCCACCACCCGCUCCUUAUCCAGUCUCUCGGCAUCUCGAUGCUCCGAGACGGAGUCUCAACGAUCCGAAACGGGGUCUCACCUGUCCGAGGCGAUAUCUCAGCGAUCUGAGGCGAUGUCUCAACGAUCCGAGGCAUUGUCUUCACAACGAUCCGAAAUGGUCUAACGGCUGUCCGAGGCAAUAUCCGUCUGGCGAGUCUGAAGCCGAGUCUGAAACGAUACUGGAGGCAUUGUCUCACCUGUCCGAGGCAAAACCCUUCAGGCCAGCCUCCGCGGAGACGCGUCUCAAGCGUCUCUGGUGCCUCGACGGCAUCUCUCUGCCGAGGCGGCGACGGUUUGAGACAAUGGAGUGGCCGUACGACGAACUGAGACACAUCGAGCUGCGAGACGAGACGGCGGGAGACGAGACGCGCGGAGGAGGAGGUGUUUCGAGGGAGAAGCCGGGAGAGAGGGAGAAGUCGAUGGGGAGAGAGCUGAGCGGGGAGGAGCUGAGAGAGUUCGUGGAAAAGUACAUCCUGCCUACGGAAAAAAAAGCGUGUGGAAUGCAGCGUAGCAGGGGCAGGCGGAGCGCCGACGCCGUGGCCACAGCAUUGCGCAAAGAAGAUCAUCGACGAUCAACGGCCAGGAGACUUGAUUACGCAUGUAACGAGCAAAUCGCUUACCUGCAGCACGACCUCGCCGAGAAAUACCUGGCAGAGAAGAUGGGGAGGAAGUGCAGAAACCUGAGUGACGAGACAGCUGAGCUGAGGUCGCAGCUGCAGCGGCAUCGGCAGGAGGCUGAGGAGCUCAGGGAUGCGGUGAAGGAGAGGGAUGCUGCCGUUGAAGCCGUGAAGCAGCAGGUGGACGCGUUGCGGGAGCAGCUGGCAGCGAUCACCCAGCAACACGAUGGGUGUGGAGCGGAGAUUCAGCAUCUGAAGACAAGCGUAGACGAGCGCAGCCAGGCAGCGGACGAGGCAACGCGACAAGCGCGAAAACUACAGGAUGCUCAGCGGGAGGAGGUGGAGAACAUGAGAGAGAAGCUGACGCGCACAGAGAUGCAGCUGGAGGCCCUGCAGAGACAGCUGGACAGGAGCGUGACGGAGAGAGGAGCCGGCGACGCGGACUCAGACCUGUCAUCGGCUUCCAGGGAUACGAGUGAGAUGCUGGAGCUGAACAGGGAGCUACAGCAGGCGAGGCUGUCUAUGGAAGCCACGCAGCGCGAGGCGGCCGAGCUACAGCGGCGCCACGAGCGGGAGGUGGCGGAACUACGCGGCGCGCGCGCGCUCGGCGAGAAGCAGCAGCAGCGCACCCUGGAGGAGCUUCGCGAGACGCGGGCGGAGAACGCCGAGCUGAGGAGGAGGAUCUCCGAUGAGGCGCCGGGGAAGACGUACGAGAAGAAGCUGCAGGAGCUGAAGGACGAGUUGUCACGGCAACACGAGGAGCAGCUGCGUGCGCUGCGCGCUCACGCGGCGUCGGACGCCGAGCGACAGGUCACCGAGCUUGACGCCAGAUACGAGGAACAGCUGAGGUCGCAGCGACGACAGCUGGAGAGGAAGGUGCAGGAGGCUGUGAAGGAGGAGCGAGCGAGGCUUCGCGAUCAGCAUCGGCAGCAGAUGGAGCAGAUGCACGCGGAGGAGGAGCGAGAGAGGCUGAGGAGCGGCGACCUCACCGACUCGUCGCUCAGUGGCGCCCUCCAGCUGGUGGAGCGGGAGUUGACCCCGCUGACCCUGGGUCGCGACACGCUGGCGGUGCGGCCGCGGCAGGACGGCGUCGGGCAGGACAGCGACCUGCAGUCUAUGACGGACACGUCCUCUCACUCGUUCAACGAGCUCAUAGCCGAUCCCUGCCUGCCUAGCCGCCUGCAGACUCUGCUGCAACGCCUACAGACAGAUGGCGCUGAGGUAGGUGGCGUGACGUGUCAGCCCCCCGUGCUAGCUAGCAGGUGUGACGUGUCAGACUAUGCACAAGAGAGCAUUUUUCAUGUUUUGAACGAGCAAAGAACUUCCGAGAUAUUUAGAAGUAAUGGACAGGAAUGCACAGAGAGAACGUGCUGUGAACGAUAA